GGCCAGGACUUCCUGAACUGCAACCAUGGGGAAGAUCAUCUUUUACGAAGGCUACAACUUCCAGGGACGCUCUUACGAGUGCUCUGAAGACUGCUCUGACACCUACAGGCACUUUAACUGCUGCAACUCCAUCCGGGUCAUGGGAGGUCACUGGGUGGGCUACGAGAAGCCCAACUACAUGGGUUAUCAGUACGUCCUGGGCCGUGGGGAGUAUCCUCACUUCCACAACUGGAUGGGCUUCAACAAUUGUAUCAGAUCUUGUCAGAUGUUCCCCCCUUACAGAGGAGGUUACCGCAUGAGAAUCUACAACAGACCUGAAAUGUACGGACAUAUGAUGGAGUUCCCCGACGACUGCCCCAACGUCUACGACCGCUUUGGCUACCACGGCAUCUACUCUUGUAACAUUAUGGAGGGUUAUUGGAUCUUUUAUGAGCACCCCAACUACAGAGGCCGUCAGUAUUUCCUGCGACCUGGCGAGUACAGAGCCUGCGGUGACUGGGGUUGCAUGAAUCCCAUGAUCGGCUCUUUCAGAAGAAUGAGAAGCAGUUUCAUGUAAACAGAGUCUCUUUCCUAAUUACCAUUAAAGACUU
Molecule: messenger RNA, 590 nt
Organism: Triplophysa rosa
Lineage: Eukaryota; Metazoa; Chordata; Actinopteri; Cypriniformes; Nemacheilidae
Gene: crygmxl2
Product: crystallin, gamma MX, like 2
Exons: 3
Coding region: 26-556 (176 amino acids)
Biological process (GO): visual perception; lens development in camera-type eye
Molecular function (GO): structural constituent of eye lens
Source: RefSeq, a predicted model, not a curated record